GGAAGAGGCCAAUUCCUCCGUUGCCUGUGCUUUCUUCAACACCACAACCUAUCGAUGGUCAACAAAAGGGGUGAGGCGCGUGGCUUCCACCAACGUCUCCUCAGAUACGCUGCAACCCUUGGUCUGCGAGACGGAUCACUUGAGUAUCUUUGGAGGAGUUUUGAAUGUCCCAGAAGUUGACAGACAAGAUUAUCAAGUCAUCAAUUUCGAACAAUCCAAUAUUGGCGGUGGUGGAAGCAGCAGUGAGGAUGGAGAUGGGGUUGCUGAUGGCCCUGUGGACCAGGUUGGACAAGUGGUGGAGACCAUCAUCAAAUGUACCAGGGCGGCUGGAAUCUUCUCAGCAGAGGGCAUGGAAGCGCUUGGAAAAGGCAGUUGGUCUUCAAGCAGCUCCGCAAUCGCCUUGUGGGCCACUCUGAUGCUCCUGUUCUUCAGCGUUGUGGCCGCCUUCGCUCGAGACCUCACGCGUAACCAGACCAGGUGGAUGGGACAAUUGAUGUCAGUCACGUACCCUGAUCAGCAAGAGGAGGAGGAGGAUGACGUUGAUGAACCUAAGGAGGAUCGCGCCAAGAGCUUCAGCAAGGCCUGCGUGAUGUACUUACACUCCUUGCAGGCCGGUGUUGACCGCCAGUCGCUCGAAAUAGCGCUUGCUGUGAGGACUGUUGGAAGUAAAGAGGGACAAGAGCUGAAGAAAGGCAAGAGUCCCUUGUACGUGGCUGCAAUGAAACUGGCUGAUGCAGUCAACGUUUCCGAAGGUCUUGGUCGUGCCACCAACCUCUUCCUCGAGGCCAAUUGGCUGGCGCGAAUGCUAUUGCUGUUCCCUGCGGUACAUCGAGCAUUGAGUGCCGGUCAUGCAAGUCUGGUCAUCUCACGUACAUCCAGAGUAGUGUUGAUCUUCACGAAGAUUUUGCUCUCGUGUGGACUUGCUGCGCUGUUCUUUCAGGGUAGUGCCAGAGGCAACGACUCUGAAGCUACAUGUAUUGAAGGAGGCGGUCUUGGACUCACAGUUGUACUUGGAUUCGCUGCGGCCUUUGUUGGCGACUUCGUCCUCUAUGGACUGAACAGCCUGAGGAAGCAGAACUUCAAGUCUGCUCGGAGCAACGUGGGCCUUCAGCUGAAGGUGAAGGAAUGGCGCGUGCGGAAUGCCCUCUUUUGGG
This is a messenger RNA of Cladocopium goreaui, 1154 nucleotides long. Lineage: Eukaryota; Dinophyceae; Suessiales; Symbiodiniaceae. The record is from the annotation of a GenBank genome assembly.